Messenger RNA from Scedosporium apiospermum, 2178 nucleotides. RefSeq lists its product as uncharacterized. The coding region runs from base 1 to 2178 and encodes 725 amino acids. The record is from RefSeq and is a predicted model, not a curated record. NCBI's taxonomy places the organism in Eukaryota, Fungi, Ascomycota, Sordariomycetes, Microascales, Microascaceae. The transcript has 5 exons.
AUGGUGCUCCCUAGCAGCGAAUUUCUGGUGGCGAAUCUUAGACAAUUCCCGCAUCUGUUUUGUUUCGAAAGGCUGGAUGCUCUUGGCCAACAGCGAAAUUCUACACAAUACACAGGCAUGGAUGAAGAGCGAUCACGGAAUGGAAGUGUUACGACCGGCGCCUGCCAGAUUGGCUUAUUGGCAGACCAGCCCUGGUGGGAGGUCAUCAAAGGCAACCCGCUUAAGAAUGUGCUGGAUCCCUUCCGCGCCUCAUUCAACACGAUCUACGGAGGCAGGAGCACAAGCGGUGCUCCAGAUGCACUUGAUCAGUUUGGCAGCCAAGGGACAGGUCCUGGCAAACUUCGCAGCUAUCUCCUAAAACUCAAUUCUGCUGUCAGUUGUGAUGACUUUGACUUCGACUGCAUUAAGCCGCUCUUGAACGCGGCUCUCGCCGAUCCCCCCAACGAUGCGCUUAUCUGGGAUCAAGUAUGUAGCGUCGAUGGCCCCGUUCAACAAACGGUAGUACCUUCCCUGCCACAAGCUACAUGGCUUCGCAACCCCAACAGUUUUGCGACUUCGUCCGAGUAUCAAAAGUAUAUCGACGUCGUGCUCAAGGAGGACCUUCGCUUGACGAAUGUUGCACUUCCCGAUUUCUACGAGUGUUUCUUUGGGGAUGUAGCAGAUCUAGAGUUGGUGUCUCAGGCAGUCUUUGAGAAGUGCAUGGAAGGCCGCAACCCACUCUACUCUGAAGGAUGGAGAGGAUGGGCGGCGAAUGCCAACCAAGAAGAUGUCCUGACCUGGUUCGCGGAAUUGAGCGAAAACCUAGCUGCGUUCGCAGAAGAAUACAAACCGAACUCGACGCAGCGUCGGAGGCCAGUAGCACGGCCCCAAAAGCCAGUUAAUGGCCUUACGGCGGGGCGUGCUAUGGAUGUUGCCUUCGUGAGCGAUCCGGAAGCGGGAAAAGAUGCUAGGUGCCCAUUACAGCAGGUCCUCGUACCUGGAGAGCUGGAAAGCAACUCAGCUACGGCCAUGCUAUCGAAUAGUUGGCUUGACCUUGGGAGGUAUGCCAGAGAAGUACUUGCUGCCCAAGAUACACGUCGCUUCGUUUUAGGCUUCACUAUCUGCGGACCCCUCAUGAGCAUAUGGGAAUUUGAUCGACUGGGGGCUGUGGCAUCCGAACAGUUCAACAUUAACAAAGAUGGGUUGCGAUUUCUGUGUACAAUCCUCGGGUUUCUUCGAAUGAGUGAGGAGAAGCUUGGGUUUGACCCUACAAUUGGCAGAGCAGGAAGCCAGCGAUUUAUCGAGAUCGAACGGAAUGCUGGCCGCGCAACAACGUGUUGGAAAGCUCAUCGCAAGGAAGACUCGCGGAAGACUCCACUCGUUAUUAAGGACUCUUGGCAGCUCAUAGGGCGUGAGGAAGAAGGAAAGCUGCUCCGUGAGGUUACUGACAGAGGUGUGACUAACGUUGCCCGGUAUUACUACCAUGACACCGUUCGGGUAGGCGGGAGAACCGACGAUAUUUGGUAUAAUAUUCGAGCGGGACUAGAUGCUGCGGCGACCACAAACUACCGAUUGGAACCGCCGAGUACCAGCAAGCCAGGAAACCUACGGAACAGCUACGGUAGUCAGACUGACACCCCUCUGCCGCUCAGCACGCGGAGCUGCUCUGUAUAUCCGCACCAGUCAAGCAGCAACGCCUUACCUAAUCGGGUACAUCGUCGUGUUAUUCUUCGUGAUUAUGGGAAGCCGAUCUACGAAGCAAGCUCACGAGCCGCUCUGCUCGCGGCAUUAGAGGGCUGCAUCGUGGGGCACGAGUCCUUGCGGAAGGCAGGUUUCCUUCAUGGAGACAUAUCAAUAUAUAAUCUGAUGGUAAAUGAGGACAAGGAGAACCCCUCUUGGCCCUCGUUUUUGAUUGACACUGACCUUGCGACCAAAGAAUCGCGGGGAGAGGCGUCACCUACCGGAAGCAAGGCGAUGAAGGCUUUCAGGGCAAUCGGGAUCCUGCUUGGAGAGCCUCGUUGUUUUAUGCAUGACCUCGAGUCAUUCUUCUGGGUACUUUUCUGGAUAUGCAUCCACUACGACGCGCCCGGCCAAUACACAGGGCCGACUGUGUUUGACAGUUGGAAUUUUGAGGAUGAUAGCAGCGUAAGAAUACUCCGCGAAGCGAGAAAGGACAAUGUGGUGUUGGCGGGCGUAUAG